Molecule: messenger RNA, 1624 nt
Organism: Aphanomyces astaci
Lineage: Eukaryota; Oomycota; Saprolegniomycetes; Saprolegniales; Verrucalvaceae
Exons: 1
Coding region: 60-1580 (506 amino acids)
Biological process (GO): proteolysis
Molecular function (GO): aspartic-type endopeptidase activity
Source: RefSeq, a predicted model, not a curated record
CUUCGAAACAGCUCGGCACCUGGUGAAGAUCUUGUGAAACAGCACACCGGCCAGUUGCAAUGAUGGCACGUCUAGGCUGCGUCGUCCUCGUAGCGGUGGCGCUGCAGGGUAAAGUGCCAUCCGUGGACGCUUCCGUGGCAUUUAAGAUGACUCGUCUGAGCACGACGCACGAAGAGAUGUUUCUCCAGGCUCUCAACGACGAAGGUAAUAGCAGCAGCGCUAGUGGCGGCGGUGGCGUCGCGAAGACGAAGCUGCUGCUUGGUCAAGGCGUGCACUCUGUGGAAGUGUUCUUUGGUGGCCAGCCGCGUGUGCUCAUCGUGGACACUGGUAGCGCUGACACGGCGUUUCCAUGCUCGGACUGCACGAAUUGCGGCAACGGCCACUACAACACGUUCUACAACUUCACCAGUGGGUCGCGCUACGUGUCGUGCGAAGACAAUGCAGCAUGGGGGCUCACAUCAUGCAAAUCGUGCUCAAAGGAUGACAAGUGUGUGUUCGCAGAGCAGUACGUCGAAGGUAGCGGGUGGGAAGCCUUUAAGGUCAAGGACUCGUGCUACUUCGACCAGAACCCGAAUGUCGUGGCCGACGUCGUGUUCGGGUGCAUGCAUACCGAGAGCGGGGCAUUCUUGAGCCAGGAAGCGGAUGGAAUCAUGGGCAUGUCCAGGGACCCUGACGCGCUGUUUGUCCAGUUCUACGAACAUGGGGCGACCAAGAUGAAGGGCUUCUCGCAGUGCAUCUCCUCUACCGGUGGGCACAUGGUCUUAGGCGGGCUGGAUACGUCGGUGCACAAUCCCGGCGCCGAGAUGGUGUUUACGCCGCUGCGGACGACGGGGUAUUCAUACUGGACCGUAUCGAUGGAAUCGUUGGCUGUCGAUGGCCUCGUGGUGGACGUUCCCAGUAGCGUUUACAACCAGAACCGCGGUUGUGUGUUUGAUAGUGGCACGACGUUCGUGUAUCUGCCGAGCGCAGCCGCCGGCCCAUUUCAAUUGCAGUGGACGGCGGCGGUGUUAGCAGCUGGUCUUGACCAUGCCAAGUUUGCCCCAUACCGAGAAGGCGGUGAAUACGUGAUUCGGUCGCCGAGUGUGCUGCUCCAGUUGCCGACGUUGUCGUUCAAGUUUGCCAACAACGCUGUGAUGCAACUGCCACCGACACAGUACAUGGUGUACAAUGGCGACUUCAAGUACACUGCGACAGUGUUCUUUCAAGACUUUGCCCAUGCGACGAUCCUGGGCGCGUCCAUGCUAGCCAAUCACAACGUGCUGUACGACAUGACCAAUCACCGCGUCGGGUUUGCCGAAGCCAACUGUGACAGUGUGGACGCUGCGUACUACUCUGGCGUCACGGCCUUGCUCGUGACAGAUGUGGGUGGGGACACGUUUACGCCGGAGCAAUCAUACGUGCAGUGGUUGCUUCAAAUGCCGAGCUUGGCGGGGUUUGUGCUUGGCGUAGUGAUGUUGUUUGUGGGCAGAGAAGUGGUCGAUGUGGUGUCCAACGCGAUGACCAGAAACGGAAUGUUUGUAGAUGCGGUCGAAAUGAGUGACCAGCCUGCCACCAGUCGAACCACAUUCAUGGAGUUAUAGACGCGAUAUAUAUUAUAUAUAACACGAAGAAGACUGUUCAGUUA